AUGGUCCCCCCACUGGAUCUCUCAUCGACCCAACCCAAGGUCAUGAUUGUGCCCCCAAGGCUCAAUCUUCGACGCAAUGCUUCAUACAACAAUUAUGACAAGGCACCUCUCUCAUCGACUUCAGCUCGAUUCAACUUCAACCACCUUCUCUUCUCCCCUCCUCCUUCACCCAGUCUCCCUGUGUUGGUGCCACGGCCACGGAAAAAUUCACACACCAAGGCCCUGAUCGCUCGACCAAGCCGAGUCUUGCGAUAUAUGCUUUACUUUGCUGCAUUCUUAACGACGUUCUACCUUGCUCGCCUUGCGUUCCGAAAUAAAGAGUCCAUCAUAGCGAAAUGGCCUCAUUUUACCACCGAUGACUUUGAAAUGAUUGGCCAGGAUGCGAUCCCGGAUUUCCCAACUCCCAUAGUUGUCAGCCACAGCCAUUCUCAAUCAAAGUGGACCGUCUCUAUUCCGCAUUACCAUGACUUCCCUUUGAGCGUGGAGGAAUAUGCCAGCAUGGGAAGCAAAUGCCGAGAAGUCUCAGCUCACACAAGAGAGCUCCGAGGCAAAGCUCCCCUGUCUGACGAAGACAAGUUGAAGUAUGAUGCUGUGGAUGAGUACUUUGUUGACGUGUACGAGGCCGAGCUAUACGGGCUACUACCUCCAGUUGCACAUGGCAACAAGGCCCAAAAGACUGGCAAUUUUGUGGGCGUGGACUGGGAAUCCAUGGCCGGAUUGCCUGUUUGCCAGUCCUCAGUCACCUAUGUUCUGGAAAGCUCGGAUGCUGGGCUGGGCACUGCAGUCAUGGGCAUGUGGAUGCUCUACGGCCUGGCCAAGCACGAUGGCAGAGCCUUUUUCGUCGAUGACUCCCGUUGGGCCUAUGGCAAGUAUACAGACAUAUUCCAAGCACCGCCAGUGCCUGACUGCCGACCCCCUCCUCGACACAGGAUGCUCCCUUGUCCGGCACAAGCGAGACAUCUUGUUGUCACUGGCACAACGCUAAAGGACGUUUUCCCGGCUCUCAUGGCGAAGUACCAUCGGGUAGCGGGGACUGACAAUAAUCUACGAGAUCUCAUGGGACUUGCAAGAACCGGCUAUCAAGCACUCUUUAAGCUCAAUAGCGAUGAUCAGGAGUACGCCCGCAAUCGCAUAAAAGAUUUGAGAAAGCAGGCCAUGGCGAAGGAUAUGGCCACUCCACACAUGCCCGUCAUUGGGCUACACGUUCGGCGUGGUGAUUCACAUCCUAUUGAGUACCAGUAUCGCAAUACUUACGUUCCAUCCGAAGUGUUUCUCGGCAAGGCUCAAGAGUUGGUAGAAGCCUAUUACAAUUCUGCCGAGGGCCAACCAGCAUCCAUGAAUCAGUCCAUCACCGUUAUUGCUUCUGAUGAUCCUGAUGUCUAUAAGCAGCCUGAAUACUCUGAUGCUUUAUAUGCCCAGGCCCGCAUCCGCUUGCAAUCCAAGGAAGCCACCAAGCGACAAGACGUCAACCCACACGUACUUCACCGUUUCAAGGAUGAAACCUUGGGAUGGGAAGGAGGAUUUUUUGCCCCCAUGUUUUGGAAUCUCGGCUUUGAUAGGAAGCACAACGGCCACACCAAUGAAGCAUCUGUGGGGCGGAUAGAACCGCCUUCUGAGCAGACGAUUCAGCUGCGCAGCUACAUGGGUAGGGCGUAUAUGCUAGACUUGGCAGUCUUGGCAGGAGCAAGCGAUAGAAUAGUAUGCACGGUCAGUUCAAUGGGCUGCAAGAUGCUGGGCGUGAUGAUGGGAUGGGAACAUGGUAUUGAGGCUGGCGGCUGGACCAACGUUGAUGGCAAUUAUCCAUGGGCAUGGAUGAAUUGA
Molecule: messenger RNA, 1821 nt
Organism: Trichoderma asperellum CBS 433.97
Lineage: Eukaryota; Fungi; Ascomycota; Sordariomycetes; Hypocreales; Hypocreaceae
Biological process (GO): protein N-linked glycosylation
Molecular function (GO): alpha-(1->6)-fucosyltransferase activity
Source: RefSeq, a predicted model, not a curated record